Diospyros lotus (date-plum) is the source of this 2729-nucleotide messenger RNA. RefSeq lists its product as uncharacterized. The transcript is spliced from 18 exons. The record is from RefSeq and is a predicted model, not a curated record. Bases 202 to 2403 code for a protein of 733 amino acids. Gene Ontology annotation, biological process: N-terminal peptidyl-methionine acetylation. Gene Ontology annotation, cellular component: NatC complex. NCBI's taxonomy places the organism in Eukaryota, Viridiplantae, Streptophyta, Magnoliopsida, Ericales, Ebenaceae.
CGUUAGACCCUUGUUCGUCUCGGAAAUUCGGAAUUCUCUCCGCGACAGUGUAGUCAAAAGAGAAAGCUUUCUGCAGAAUCGGCUGAACGGCCAAUAAGAAUCGAAUCAAACUGUAUAGCGAGCGAAGGAGAAGAGGGAUAGAGAGAGAGAGAGAGAGAGAGAGAGAGAGAGAGAGCCUGAAGGCUUAGAAAGUUUGAAGAAAUGGCAGAGAAUGUUGAAGGGUCGAUAAAUCCAUCACCUAUUCCGUCCGGGAGCCAGACCAUCUGGGCCGACGCUUCGCCUCUCCUUGAAGCCGCCUGCGAAGAUCUUCGAGAUGGAGAACUUAUACAUGGAGAGAAUUUUAAUCUUUUUGCUGCCAUGUCUGCCUUGGAGAUUAUGGAUCCAAAGAUGGAUUCAGGUAUUGUUUGUAGAUAUUAUUCUGUUGAUGAAGCUAUUGAGCAUGGUGCUGCCCCAAUUCCUUUAAGCUCGGAUAGAACUGUAGAUAUCCAAUGUACUAUUGACAUCAUGGACCAUCUUCUAGCAUGUGAGGCAACAUGGCACAAGGGUUAUUCGUUAGCACAAACUAUUUUUUCUUGUAUCUAUCUUUUGAGGCCUGAUAGAACAGCAUCGCAUGCAUUGUUGCAUUCUUAUUGCCGAGUUAUUCGUGCAACCUGCAAUGCAGUUAUUUCAGUUGUCUCUGAUGCGCGUACACAUGAAGAAGAAGAUCUUUUUACAAUGACAUAUGGUCUACCUUUGAAAGCAGAUGGAGAUGAAAAAUGCUUGUCAAUACUGCAUGCAGUUGAGGAAACAAUUUCUCGCCAAUUGCGUGCUUGUAAAGCCCAGUCAUUGAAAAAGAGAGUAGUAGAAGAUAUUGAGCCAUUACAGACAAAUCCUGAUCUUGAAGAAGGCUACUGUAAAGCUUUGUUGUGCCGCAUACGCUUUCGUAAGCACUUCCACCAUGUUCUUACAUCUAUGAGGCGACCUCAAGGAAGGGGUUUGGAACUAGCAAGAAAACAUAUAGCCUCCUGCAUGCUAGAGCUAGAUUCCAUUCAUAGAUCUGCAGAAUUCCUAAGGUUGAAUGUGUAUAAGACUUGCAAAGAGGCACUAGAGGAUAGAACAACAGGUUCUGGUUGUGAACCAAUUGGCUUUGAUGCUAGUCUGAACUGCAGAUUGUCUGCACCUACUCCGCCUCGUGCGAUUAAAAUUCUUAGCUGGAUAAAGGCUGUUGAAUAUUUCCAAAAACUUCUUCAUGAUCUUGACAUUAUAUGUUCAAAUUCCUUGGACCCGUCAUUUGAAGGUGUUUUACGCUUUGUGGUUGAGUUCCAAAAGUUUCAGCCUGAUUUGGUGGCAAGAGCUCAUCUCCAGGUUCUACUGGUUCAAGAUGGGAAACUCUAUGGACGGGACCCUGUCUUUGCUGUGAUUUCUAAAGCAGCUUCUUUGCCUGAGGUACCAAAGAGCUAUAAUCUUCCAAAGAUCGAAGUUCUUUUGCAGCUAGAGCAGUUAGUGGUCAGUUUACUUAAAAUUCUUUGUGCGAAUGCUGCAUGGCAGAGGCGUAAGCUUGGCAAAAUUUUACAGGAUUGGCGUUGCAUUUAUAUACAGUUGGAACUGGCUUUUGGAAAGGAACUUGGAGAGAGCUCAAGAACUCUAAGUGACGAGUUGUCACCAUCUUUCCUUCACUUUAAAAUUGGAUAUAACUUUUAUACGAAGAUAUGCAAACACAUUCUCCCAUGGGUGGAGGAGCAAACAUACUGGAUAGCUUCACAUUUUCUCACAUUAGGCUUUGAACUGGAGCUGUAUUCUCCCAGCGAAUAUUGCAUGGUAUACUGGUAUAUUUACAUUGUCCUGAUCAAGCUUGCUGAGAAAACACAUCUCAAGAUCUUGACAAGCAAUGAAACUGUUAAACGGAAGGGGAAAAAGAAGAAAGAUGCUCUGAAGGAUUUGUCAAGGGAUUAUCAAAUCCCUCCUACAGUCUUACUUCUUCAGUGCCAUAUAUUUCUUGCUGAAGGGCUCACAAUGAUGCUUGCUGCACUGAGGAAUGAACACAAUGUCUUCACAAGUCCAGGCCCAUUUAACACUGAGCAUGAGAGAUUUAUUCAGCACUUUGAGCUUCUACUGAAAGCUUCCAUUCCUGAGCACAUAUCAUACUUCUCAUUCAAGGAAUCUACCACCCGUGCUCGUUUAUCUACUCUAGUUAUGCGCAAUUGUUUUAAAGAUGCUCAGAGGAUUGCAAAGGAGCUCCAUAGUAGCUUCGCUCAUGACAUGGAGAGGAUGGCUGAGCUACGGCGGAUUGAGCAGGUAGCAGAGCACAAUGGUGUUGCCCUAAACCUAAUAUCACGGUUAGGAAAUUUAGAGCCAUCACUAAAGGUCUACUAUGAGUUCAACCACCAUCCAUACUUUGCUACUGCUGUUGUGAAGCGAUCUUGAAGUUCAGGUGCUCAGGAAUAGUCUUAUGACCUAGAGAAAAUGGCAUCAGUAUUCGGGAGGCAGUGGAACACUGGUGUUGCGCUACAUAUUCACAUGCCAAGUUCAAGAUUCUAGACCAUCAUAAGCCAUUUUUUUGACACAUUUUCUAGGCUUUCAAGGCACUUGAGUCUUGCUAUAUGCCAUCUGUAGGUUUUUUAAUUUUAUUUUUUUCUUAAUUCAUUUUGUGUAACCAUUCUUUAGUGAAUAUGUGGCCUGCUAUUGAGGAAAAUAACUUGUUAAUGUAUACUUUGUAUUAUAAUAAUCCAAGCUAUAUGGGAGUUUGCAAA